GGCUGCUCCAGUAGGUUAGUGAACGGUCCUAACACUAGGCAGCCUGGAGUCUGUAGAAGAAUAUGCGCCUUUACCUUUAAAAAACUACUUCUGUAGUCACCACAGAGUUAGAAGAGGAAUAUGAGAAGUUACAUACGUCCUCAUAGCCUUAACUGUCGACGUUGAGAGGGCAGGUUCUUUCAGUACAGAAGAAUGAAUAAGAAGUUAAAGAGUCUGCUGAAGCUUGUCGCGGUGCUGCUGUUCAUUACGCUCUCCUGUGGGGUUCAGGACUCCCAGGCUGCGGCAUGUCAUGGCUGUGGGACGGGAUCAAAGUGCGACUGCACUGGUGUGAAAGGAGAGAAGGGUGAGAGGGGUUUCCCAGGACUGCAGGGUCAGCCAGGUGUACCAGGAUUUCCCGGACCAGAAGGGCCAAUUGGACCUCGUGGAGACAAGGGUGAUGAUGGACCUGUUGGACCAUCUGGGCCUAAAGGAAUAAGAGGACCUCCCGGGCUGCCUGGAUUUCCAGGGACACCAGGAAUUCCAGGUAUUCCAGGACAAGAUGGCCCACCGGGUCCGAAGGGAAUUGCAGGGUGUAACGGCACAAAGGGUGAGAGAGGUCUUUCAGGAGGUCCAGGUACCCCAGGUGCUCCUGGUCAUCCAGGUCCUCCUGGUUUGCAAGGCGAGAAGGGAGAUCCUGGUGAUAUCAUCUCUGUAGACCAGUUUGGAGUGCCAGGAGAACCUGGAGACCCCGGCCGACCAGGCUUCAGAGGAGUUCCAGGACCUCCUGGGUUACCUGGUCCUAUUGGUCCUGUUGGCACGAGAGGUUUCCAGGGUCCUCCUGGUCCUCCUGGCCCACCGGGGCCUAAGGGCAAUAUGGGAUUGAAUUUCCAAGGGCCGAAAGGAGAGAAGGGUGAACCUGGUUUGAAGGGGCCUCCAGGGCCACCGGGGCAGGUUGGCGAGUUUUCAAGUCAACUGGACACAGUGAUUCAGCGAGGAGAGAAGGGUGAUCGUGGCCCACCUGGACCACCAGGAUAUACUGGCCCUCCUGGACCACCUGGUUCACCUGGCGGUCAGAAAGGAGAAAAGGGAGAGCCAGGAGAAUUCGGAAAGAGGGGCAAGCCCGGUAAAGAUGGUGACCCUGGUCCUCCAGGAAUUCCAGGUGCAAAAGGAGAGCCUGGUAGUCCUGGCUUUCCAGGAAGAGAUGGUGAAAGAGGUGAUAAAGGUGAGCGAGGCCUUCCUGGACCUCCAGGCAGGGUGAUCAAUAGCCUAAAUGGAAAUGGGGGUCAUGAAGGACCCAAAGGAGACCUCGGUCCCCCUGGAGCUCCUGGGAGAAAAGGAGAAAGAGGACCACAAGGUAUCACAGGACCACCCGGUCAGCCAGGUGCUGCAGGAAUUGGCCGUUCUGGCGGACCUGGUCCCCCUGGUUUCCCUGGAGAGAGAGGGCAGAAGGGAGAUGAAGGACAGUCUGGAGUCUCUUUACCAGGUCCACCUGGAAGACCUGGUCUGCAGGGCUUGAAAGGACCACCAGGACCUCCCGGACCCCCUGGAAUAUCCAGUGGCGAUGGGACCUGUCAACCGGGUCUACCGGGCCUUCAAGGUCUUCAGGGGGACCCUGGUUUCCCAGGGGAGAUAGGCCAGAAAGGUGAAAAAGGAGACACAUGUGUGAAUUGUUUGUUAAAUGGAAACCCUGUCCCAGGACCACAGGGCCCUCCUGGACUUCCUGGAAUUCCAGGUAAUCCUGGUAUACCUGGCCCUAAGGGAGAGAGAGGAUACCCAGGCAACCCUGGCCUCGUGGGCCCACCAGGUUCACCAGGACUGCAGGGUAUACCUGGAGAACCUGGUGAGAAAGGUGAUCCCGGUGAUGCUAUCAUUGUUGAUGGUAUGAAGGGACAGAAGGGAGACACAGGCUUCCCUGGGCCUCCCGGUCUGCCUGGGCUUGAAGGAAGACCUGGUCGUGAUGGCUAUCCCGGAUCACCUGGUCCAAAAGGAGGACCAGGUUCUCUACAGAUUAAAGGUGAACGUGGCCCUCCAGGUGAGCCAGGUGCCCAGGGUCUUCCAGGAGACAGAGGCCCCGCAGGAUCCCCUGGAUUUGGACCUCAGGGGCAACCAGGAGAGAAAGGAAUCCAAGGAGUUUCAGGAAGACCAGGAGUUCCUGGACCACCAGGUCCGAAAGGUCAACCAGGUGAGUCUAUCUCUGAGAAAGGUGCAGCUGGACCCCCUGGACGUGAUGGAGAGCCUGGUCCACCAGGAAAUCCAGGAAACCCAGGUCCAACUGGACAGCCUGGUUUCCCAGGGUUACCUGGACCAAAAGGAGAACCUGGUCUUCCGGGUAUAGGCUUGCCAGGACCCCCAGGAGCUAAAGGAUUCCCAGGUAUUGCUGGCAAUCCUGGUAGCCCUGGCCUCCCUGGACCACCAGGUGUGGAUGGACUGCCUGGUCAGCCUGGACUUUCCGGGGCAAAGGGAGAACCUGGCUUUGGAAUCCCUGGCCCUCAGGGGCCCACAGGUCUCAAAGGCUUUAAAGGCUCAUCUGGGCCUAAAGGUGAUUCUGGUUUCCCUGGAAGCACUGGUGGCCCUGGCCGACCAGGUGUUGAUGGCCUUCCUGGAUCUAAAGGUGAUCCUGGGCUUCCUGGUGCACGGGGCCCCCCUGGCCCUCCAGGCCAACCAGGAUUUGGUUUACCGGGUCUCCCUGGCCCCCCUGGACUUCCUGGACCUGUGGGUCCUCCUGGUUUCCCUGGUGUGAAAGGUGAUAAAGGAGAUACUGGCCCCCCAGGUGUGGGCAUCCCAGGCCUGACUGGCGACCAAGGAAAUCCUGGAUUCCCUGGUCUCCCAGGCACCCCUGGUCCCCCUGGAAGCCCUGGCCCUUCUGGCCAAGAUGGACAACCUGGUUUCCCUGGUUCAAAGGGAGACAUGGGCGUAAUGGGUGCUCCAGGACCUGCCGGUAACCCUGGCAACCCUGGUGUCCCAGGCUUCCCUGGACCGAAAGGUGAUGAUGGUUUCCAAGGACAGCCAGGGAGUCCAGGUAUUCCAGGAACAAAGGGAGACAAAGGUGAUGCAGGUAUACCAGGUCCUCCUGGCUUCAUCAGUCCUGAAAAUUUGCCAAAAGGAGCCAAGGGAGAACCAGGACCUCCAGGUCUUGGUGGUUUUCCAGGAGCAAAAGGUAUUGCUGGUCUCCCAGGAGACCCAGGUCCCGCUGGACUGGAUGGACGUCCUGGUUUACCUGGACCCCCAGGCCCAAAAGGAGACCCUGGACUCUCAGGAGCACAUGGAGCACCUGGCACCCCAGGACUAAAAGGCAUUAUGGGCGAGAUGGGACUGCCUGGCCCUCCUGGAGCUAAAGGAAGCCCUGGUUUGCCUGGACAACCUGGACAGCCCGGUUUUUCAGGAGCACCAGGGUUCUCCGGUCCCAAAGGAGAGCCUGGCACUCCAGGAUUUGGACAACCAGGACUUCCAGGGCCCAAGGGUGACCCUGGCUCACCUGGCUUCCCUGGAUCCCCAGGGCCAAAAGGUUUGCAAGGGCCUCCAGGUCUUCCUGGAUUACCUGGUAGCCCUGGAUCAAAGGGUGAUCUUGGCCUCCCAGGACUACAAGGUGCGCCUGGUAUUCCUGGUCCUAAGGGUUUGGAUGGAGCCCCAGGAGCACCUGGCCUAAAUGGAGCACCUGGUAGGCCAGGAGAAUCUGGUGCACCUGGCUCACUUGGUUUCCCUGGAGAAAAGGGUCAAGCUGGUCGUGACGGUAUUCCUGGACCUGCUGGAGUGAAGGGAGACCCAGGUCCACCAGGUAUUGGAGCCCCGGGUUCACCUGGUUAUCCAGGGUUGCCAGGUUCAAAAGGAGACCCUGGCUUACCUGGACUGCCUGGUGCCCCUGGAUACCCAGGAUUAAAGGGAGAGGCAGGAUUCCCUGGCCCACAGGGCCUUCCUGGUGGUCAGGGGCCUCCUGGUCCUCCUGGUCAGUCCCUGCAGGGAGCUAAAGGUAGUCCAGGUCCUCCUGGUCUACCUGGAAGACAAGGCCUGGCAGGUCCUCCAGGUUCUCCUGGCCCAGAGGGUCCCCGUGGAUUUCCAGGAAGUGGAGGGCAGAAGGGUGAGAAAGGCUUUCAAGGAGUUCCUGGAUCACCUGGCUUACCUGGAGAGAAAGGAGACACUGGGUUUCCAGGCUCACCAGGCCCUGCUGGCCUCCCAGGAAAUCCUGGAACUAAAGGAGAUUUAGGUCUUCCAGGCGUUCGUGGAUUCCCAGGACCUAAAGGUCUGUCUGGUCCUCCUGGAUCUACGGGGCCCCCUGGUGAGCCUGGUGACCCCGGUCCUCCAGGCUCUCCUGGUAACCCAGGUAUAGCUCCAUCCCCCAUUGUUGUAAAAGGUGAGCAAGGACCGCCAGGUCCCCCAGGCCUCCAAGGAGUCCGAGGUGCACAAGGACCAUCAGGGCUGCCCGGACUGCCAGGUCAGCCUGGUACCCCCGGUGACCCAGGUCCUGAGGGGCAAUCAGGAGAGAGUGGCAUACCUGGAAGAAAAGGAGAUCGGGGACCACCUGGGCUGCCAGGAGAAAGGGGUUUCCCGGGCCCUGCUGGUGCAGAAGGCCCUCAGGGUUCUCCAGGCGCUCCAGGUCUUGUCUCAGCUGCACAUGGCUUCCUGAUCACACGGCACAGCCAGAGUGUAGAUUUGCCCAGAUGCCCAGAUGGUACAACACCUAUCUACAAUGGCUACUCUCUGCUCUAUGUGCAGGGCAAUGAGAGAGCCCAUGGCCAAGACCUGGGUACUGCUGGGAGUUGUCUAAAACGUUUCAGCACCAUGCCUUUUAUGUUCUGCAACAUCAACAAUGUGUGCAAUUUUGCCUCAAGGAACGACUACUCCUACUGGCUGUCCACUCCUGAGCCUAUGCCCAUGAGUAUGGCCCCCAUCAAGGGAGAGAGCAUCAAACCCUUCAUCAGCAGAUGUACUGUAUGUGAAGCCCCAGCCAUGGUGAUUGCAGUGCAUAGCCAGACCAUCCAAGUGCCAGAGUGUCCUGAAAAUUGGAUCGAUCUAUGGAUUGGCUACUCCUUCAUGAUGCACACUAGUGCAGGUGCAGAAGGCUCUGGUCAGGCCCUGGCCUCUCCUGGUUCCUGUCUGGAGGAUUUCCGCUCGUCUCCCUUCAUCGAGUGCCAUGGCCACGGAACCUGCAACUACUAUGGCAACUCCUACAGCUUCUGGCUGGCCACAGUUGACAAGAAUGAAAUGUUCAGGAAGCCGCAGUCAGAGACGCUGAAAGCAGGGUACCUCCAGACGCGCGUGAGCCGCUGUAUUGUGUGUAUGAAGAGGACGACGUAACAUAGUGAUGCUUAGGCUUACGCUACCACUAACGUGGCCCCUUGCCGGGGAUCAGCCAUCACCGUGGCAACUGCAACAGUUAUGUUGAGAACAGGUGGAAUUCCAAUGGUGCUUUAUCUUCAACUCUACACAGCAAAAAACUGAAAAAAUAACUAGUCUUUUUUCUUUUUUUCCUUUUUUAAAGAAGUACCUCAAAAAGGAAAAGAAAUCAGAAAGGUGCUAUGACGGAUGAGUGAUAAAAAGUGCAUUUCUUUUCUCUCUUGUAUAGGAGAUUUUUUUCUUCAAAAGAAAUUGUUUUCCUGAUCAAAUUUUGAUGUUGGUACGCAGAUAAUCUUUUGUGUUGGAGAGAAGUGCUCUUUUUUUCUUUUUCUUUCAGGAGUGGAUUUGUCUCCUUGUUACCAAAUCGGCACUUUGAACAUCAAAGAGAAAAAUGCACUGAACAGUUACAUUAGCGCGACUGCGUUUUUUUUUUUUUUUAAUUCUUUCAUUCUUUUCCGUCACUCUUUUCUUUUUCCCUCUUCUUGGUGGUACUAACACUGAAUAUCCAAGAAUUUUAACUAUAGAACUUUUAUCUCUUUUUGUAAGUAAUAAAAUGUGUAUAUUGUGUAAAACACCUUUUUAGUGUAAAACAUUAAGUGGUACUUUAUAAUGAAUUUUUGGGUUCUUUGGCUCGUGUUCAUUUACUUACGCAAUAACUCACAUGCUAGCUCACUUGUUCACUUACACAAAUAUUUGUACAAAGUAAACAUGCUUCAAAUGAAACAGUAUUUUAUUAUAUAUAUAUUUAUACAAAUAUAUAUAUAUAUAUAUGUAACUAAGCUUGAAUUGGCUGUGUAUUUUUUCUUAUCAUAAUUCAUUCUCAUCAUCAGGUACCUAUACAAACUACUGAAUAUGAGUGGACAGAAUUUUUCUUGAAAGCCUCCUCCCCAGUUUUAGAAGCCCACUGAGUUUUUAAACACCUGAUCAAGCACGCAUUACUGUUCUAAUCCAGAUAUAAGUUAACCACGCUUUGUUAAAAUCAGUAGAAUAUUAGUAAUGUGAGUUUGUUUAGUUUCUACUGGGUCUUAUGUCACCGUGCACCACAGUGUGGUUUAUAUUGUACAUAUGGCGAACGAGAGAAACAAUGAUUCCUUUGACUGUUUUCAAAUCUUUUUUGAAUUUGAGUCAUCAUAGGUGUAAGAAUGUGUAUUUCAGAUACUGUUUUUUAUGUUUAUUAUCCAGAAGUUGUUAUAAACUUUUAAGAGACUGAAAUAAAAAAAAAAUCUUAAGUCCACAUAUGUUUGUGUCAGCAUAAACAUUUCUACAGUAUUCAUUGUUGCCUUGUUUCAAAAACUCUGCAGUAUCUGCAAACAGCAUGGCCAAUAAAGUUUUUAUGUUGUCAUGGUAA
Messenger RNA from Pygocentrus nattereri (red-bellied piranha), 6658 nucleotides. RefSeq names its product collagen, type IV, alpha 5 (Alport syndrome) (gene col4a5). The record is from RefSeq and is a predicted model, not a curated record. NCBI's taxonomy places the organism in Eukaryota, Metazoa, Chordata, Actinopteri, Characiformes, Serrasalmidae. Gene Ontology annotation, molecular function: extracellular matrix structural constituent. The transcript has 52 exons. Gene Ontology annotation, cellular component: basement membrane; collagen trimer. The coding region runs from base 193 to 5271 and encodes 1692 amino acids.